GUCACCGCGCCACAGGGCAGGAAGUCACAAAUGUGCCGCCCACAUCUGCCCGAGAAUCGAAGGCAAGAGGAAGAGGUUUCUCUUAAUCGGGGAUCGAGUUUCCUGAAGUCAUAUAAAUUCGUUUCGAUCCAGUCCUUGAAAACAAAGUGCGCUCGCCGCGCAAUUUUUAUCCCUGACAAGAGGCGACAACCGAGGGAUGCGGGUCUCAUCGACAAAUGUCAAGGAACCAUCUUCGUUCUUGCCAUCCUUCGACGGUACAAGGAUCCUUUGAUGGAUUGGCGAAACGAGGAGCCGAAUCAGUCGAGCGUUGAGAACCUCAAGUGGGAUGAGAAUGAUCAUCCCGUGAUCAGGACGAGGGAUGCUGUUGCCGCCGUCGACCUGGACCGUAACCGUUGCUCCCAAGGAGUUCAGGUUGGACUUGGAAUUUGCAAAGAUAUUGGAAACUUUACAUCCGCUUUGGAGAAUUUGGAACUUGAGACGAAGAAUCAUUCAGAAUUUAGGAUAAGCGACGGUCAGACGGAUUAUUUCGAUGACUCUGAACAGGAAGAGACUGUUCCAGUUUUUAAGACGAGAGAAAAAUCUACCUUCCAAUUGGUAAUUCAGGGACCGGAAAUUCUAAUUUUUCAGGGAAUUAAGCAUUCUCCUGCGGAUAUUGCACCCUAUUGGAAGAAGGAUUCUCGGAUGUGGCUAUGGAAGUCUGUCAGGCUUGCGAGAAAGCUAAAAAGAACCAAAGCAAAGGCUGUCGCUUCUGCGGGCGCUUUGUAUCGCAAAGAUCUUUUAUAGCAUAUACUUUUAUUCGAUGAUGUAUGUAUAUAUAUAU
Pogonomyrmex barbatus (red harvester ant) is the source of this 820-nucleotide messenger RNA. RefSeq lists its product as uncharacterized. The record is from RefSeq and is a predicted model, not a curated record. Lineage: Eukaryota; Metazoa; Arthropoda; Insecta; Hymenoptera; Formicidae.